AUGAAAUCCAUUUCCACCUCCCUCGUCUUGGUCCUGUGCUUCUUGACCACCAUGAUUGAAGGUCUCACCCGUUACCAAACCACACCCCCAAGCGACGCCAUCGUCUGCCAUGACAGACAAGCUCUUAACGACCUGGCCAAGGCCUACCCGGACGGGCUUCUUCACCCCGAGAACGGAGGCUACUACCUGAAGGAUGGGGAUGAAGUCGUCGUUGGCAUUGCCAGCGACGAUCUUUGCAAGGAGCUGGACGGUGCAUUCGCUAGCGUCGAUGCAAAAAUUGCCGAAGAAGCUGAAAGCGCUGGACCCGAAGAUAAUAUUUCUGAUGCUGAAAAUGUCAAGAGAGAUAGCCUAUAUAAAGCUAGCGUAGGGGGGAAAUCAUCAGUUAUUAAGAGGAGUCUCGGCGAACGAGAUACUCAGGUUGACGAGCAAUCCUCUGGUCAAGAUUCCAUCUGGAAAGAUGUGUACCGUACCGUCAAUAAUUGGGUCGAUGAGUAG
Molecule: messenger RNA, 495 nt
Organism: Penicillium griseofulvum
Lineage: Eukaryota; Fungi; Ascomycota; Eurotiomycetes; Eurotiales; Aspergillaceae
Exons: 2
Coding region: 1-495 (164 amino acids)
Source: RefSeq, a predicted model, not a curated record